UAUUUUUUUCUGUGCAGGACGACGGCUGGCGGCGCCAUAUUGAAAGAAGAAAAUUCUUCCAUAAAACGCUGCAAACGUCGAAUUUGUCACCAUGUUGUACUUGGAAGAUUACCUCGAGAUGAUCGAGCAGCUUCCCAUGGACCUCCGAGACAGGUUCACGGAAAUGAGGGAGAUGGACCUGCAGGUCCAGAACGCCACCGACCAGCUGGAGCAGAGGGUGAUCGAGUUCUUCGUCAACGCCAAGAAGAACAAACCAGAGUGGAGGGAGGAGCAGAUGGAGGUCAUCAAAAAGGAUUAUUACAAAGCUCUGGAAGAUGCAGACGAGAAGGUUCAGCUGGCCAAUCAGAUUUAUGACCUGGUGGACCGUCACCUGCGUAAACUGGACCAGGAACUGGCCAAGUUCAAGAUGGAGCUGGAGGCGGACAACGCCGGCAUCACCGAGAUCCUGGAGAGACGGUCGUUGGAGAUGGACAGCCCGUCCCAGCCGGUCAACAACCACCACGUCCACUCGCACGCCGCCGCCGAGAAGAGGAAGUACGGCGCUCCGUCUCACCACACCACCGAACACGUCCCGGAGAAGAAGUUCAAGUCGGAGGCUCUGCUGUCCACGCUCACGUCAGACGCCUCCAAGGAGAACCCGCCAGGUUGCCGUAGCAACAGCACGUCCUCGUCCAGCAACAACGUGUACAGCGUCAACUCCUCGGCGCCGCUGGCCUCCUACAACCUGGGCUCCCUGUCGGGGGGGGCGGGCGGCGCCGGCGCCAUCACCAUGGCAGCCGCACAGGCGGUGCAGGCCACGGCACAGAUGAAGGAGGGGCGCCGCACCUCCAGCCUGAAGGCCAGCUACGAGGCCAUCAAGAACAACGACUUCCAGCUGGGGAGAGAGUUCUCUCUGAGCCGGGACGGAUCCGGAUACUCGUCCUCCGCCCUGGCCUCCACCCUCACCCAGACCCUGAACCCCAGCACCACCGACUCCCGGGGACGCAAGUCCAAGAGCAACCUGAAGUCCUCCAACCACCAGUCCUCGUCCUCGUCUUCGUCCUCCUCCCUGUCGUCCUGCUCCUCGUCCUCGGCGUUGGCCCAGGAACUUUCCCAGCAGACGUCGGUGCUGCCGGAGGCCGAGGCCGCCAGUCAGGUGGACUGGACCUACGACCCCAACGAGCCGCGAUACUGUAUCUGCAACCAGGUGUCGUACGGGGAGAUGGUCGGCUGUGACAACACAGACUGCCCCAUCGAGUGGUUCCACUACGGCUGCGUGGGCCUGACCGAGGCCCCCAAGGGCAAGUGGUUCUGCCCCCAGUGCACCGCCGCCAUGAAGAGGAGGGGCAGCCGCCACAAGUAGCCCCGCCCCCAGCCGUCGCCGCGGCGACCACGUCAGCUGACCAACGGAUCACAGCCACACGGAGGAAGGUGGUUUUCAGUUCUGAGGGGAAUCUGAACCCCAAGUUCAGAUAUUUAAUCCUGAUCUGGUCAGAAUCUUUUACACAUUUAGAGCCUUAAAAGUCCAAAUCCAUUAAUGUAGCUCUGAUCAAAUCUCCUUCAAUAAGCUUUUAUUUUAGUUCUCUGGUGUUUUAUUAAAGUAACGCAGUAGCGACCCGUCGUCUAGACGUGGCUAAGGUUUCCAUGGAAACACUGAGGAAUUUGAAUCUGUGUUACGAUGAUUAAAUAAAAGCGUCCGGAGGAAGUGGAGACUCGAACGAGAGGAACUUCUGGAGCUCCGUCGCCACGGUGACUGAAACCAGUCGCUGCUUCGUCCAGAUAAACAUCGUAACAAAACACGUCUCUGCUUCGUCUCCUAAACGAAUUAUUUUAACACGAUAAGAACGAAGUUAAAUCUUCACGUCGUUUUUGUUUUCAAGUAUCGGCUUCGAUCUCGUUUGGAGAAAUAAUUGGUAACUUAUCGAGAGUGUCGUCGAUCAGCAGAAAUAAACCCACGUUUGGGGGCGUGGCUUGACGUUGAUCAUUCCAGGGAUGUAAAAUCCUCGUCUGGGGGUCGGUCGCUCGCAUUCACGGCUCCAAACUUUAGUCACAUCUCCACUUCAGAAACACGAGACUGAACCGGACCCCGCUAAAGUUUUGUUGUUUUUUUUCUUUAAAUCUUAAUGUGUUUUUUUUUUUUUUUCCCCCUAAUUGGAUCGAGUUUUAUUUUGAAAAUCCAGCCAUUCCAGACGUAAACAUGAAACCAGAUCUCAGAACUGAAAUCCUUUUCCCAUGAUCCCUUGCUGCUCCGCCGCCACAGAAACAUGAACGACUCGUUGGGACUCGAACCCCCAACCAGACGGUGGAAACUCGGACCUGGAAACGUGUGUGUGUGUGUGUGUGUGUGUGUGUGUGUGUGUGUGUGUGUGUGUGUGUGUGUGUGUGUGUGUGUGUGUGUGUGUGUGUGUGUGUGUGUGUGUGUGUGUGUGUGUGUGUGUGUGUGUGUGUGUGUGUGUGUGUGUGUGUGUGUGUGUGUGUGUGUGUGUGUGUGUGUCUUUAUGGUUGUUAUGGAGAGACUAGAAAAACCAGUAAAAUAAAAUGAACAGGAUGUUUUCUACAA
Cololabis saira (Pacific saury) is the source of this 2539-nucleotide messenger RNA. It is a transcript of the gene ing3, whose product is annotated as inhibitor of growth family, member 3. The record is from RefSeq and is a predicted model, not a curated record. Lineage: Eukaryota; Metazoa; Chordata; Actinopteri; Beloniformes; Belonidae. The coding region runs from base 92 to 1342 and encodes 416 amino acids. Gene Ontology annotation, biological process: regulation of DNA-templated transcription. The transcript is spliced from 12 exons. Gene Ontology annotation, cellular component: NuA4 histone acetyltransferase complex.